Molecule: messenger RNA, 13870 nt
Organism: Xyrichtys novacula (pearly razorfish)
Lineage: Eukaryota; Metazoa; Chordata; Actinopteri; Labriformes; Labridae
Source: the annotation of a GenBank genome assembly
AUGUCAGAGGGAGUGAUUACACCCCUCCGUGGCCAGUUGGCCCAACAGUCCGCCCCCAGUGGCCGGCCCUGUGGGGGCUGUCAGGGCCAGGCAGACUGGAGCUUGGUAAGGAGCCAGUCCCACGUUUAACAGCCAGCUCCUGCCCGGCCCAAGUGUUGCAUGCACCUGCCAAUGGGAAGCAGUUCUCAGCCAUCAGAUAAUGUCUGAGAGGAAAUUGCUUCAAGGAGGCGACAUUCGAGGAUGGCAAUAUGGAGAUGUGAAAUAUAUUCAAGGAGCAGGAGGAGAGGGACCUGGUCCUUGAAAAGGCUCAAAUUAGCAUCCACACACACACUGACGCACUCACACACAUGGAGCACGUAUAAAUAUACUAACACACAUUUUAACAUGUACACACAAGCAAGAAGGCUACACUUAAUCUUCCUUGCCUUGAAUGAUAUUACAGUCUAAGAGGGAAUCAAAUUUAUUCACAGCCUGGACUAGCAACCAAAUUCUUAUUUAGCACACCUGAUAUAGAAACAGCUUACAGGCUAUGUGGUUACGGACUGUUAAAGUGCACAUCCGUCGCCGCAAAGGCACUAAAACAAGGGAAUUUCCAGCGCCGUAUUAUCUGCAGUGACCAGUUCAGCAGUGAUGUGGAAAAUGAAAAUCAAAGUGAAAGUUGGAUGAGGAUACGUCAAGUCAAAUAUGAGCCUGCAAUCAUCACACGCACAAUAUCACUGGAGGUUAAUGUGCAGGCCUGCUGAUCUUUUGGAGCCUGCAUCCAUGUAGCUUAAGGCGGUGGAAUUCAAUAUGAAGCAUGAAAUAUGAUGUAGUCGUGAUAAUUGGCCCGAAACCCAUGGUGGAUCCUUUACCAAAAGAGAGUGUAAAGCUUGCACCCAGGACACACUUCAUCCUGGGAGGAAGGAAGCAGAUUUGAGGUACUAUGAGGUUGUUAAAUAUCUGCUUAUUUCAGAUCCUCCUUCAGACUACAAUUUUAUUUAAAUAGGCGGUGCAAAUAGAGAUAUUCUGGUUGAAAAAAUGUUAAUUAUUUGUGUCUGUGUGAAAAAUAUUUUGGAAAAGAAGAAUGCUUUUAGGAUUUGCAUGGAGAGGGUGCCAACAGAGUAGAGUAUCAACCUGUAGAUGGCACUCUCAUCCCUGGUUUUAAUCCAAACCUGCAGGGUCGACUCCCUGUUUUGGAAUAUCUGGCUUCAAUUCCAGUCCCUGUUUUGCUUUGUUUGUCAUUCAGAUUCUUCAGCAGCUAUUUUCUCAACUGUACCAAAAGAGUAUUUUUCCUUUCCCACUCAUCCCUUAAAUCAAAAUGACAAAUAUAUUUGUGCACACUGUUAGCAUACCUGUUUGUUCAUAUGGUCAAAGCUUUAUCAAAAAAAUGCUUAUGCAUAAUGAAGUGAGGCUAGCAACUGUUGUUCCAAUGGUUUUCAGGCAGCGAGCAUUAGUUACACAGUGGGGAAUGGUUGGAGUUGAGUAGGGGGGGAGAGGAACCUCAGCCAAACAUGGUUUGUCUCUGAAUACUAAUGCCUCUUUUGAUCUGCCUCGGCUUUUAGGAGAUUUAAACAACAAAAUCUGUCUCUCCAAAUUUCUUAAUAGACUCAGCCUUUUGUGGCCAACAUGAAAAAAUCCUAGAAACAUGUUUACACGGCAUCCAUAUUAAUGUUCUGGAUUUGUUUAAAACAUGUAGGGUCUACUGAGAUCUUAUUAUAGGAAAGCACUGUUUUAUUCAUGCUGGGCCCCUAAUAGACUAAUUAAUUUAUCAUAAAAAGAUAAGGCACUUCAUGAUUUUCUUAUGUUAUGCAUGUAUUUACAUAAUACAACUUUGUAAUACAAAUAUAUCUCUUAAGUUGCCCCCUCACAUGUCCUAAAUAUUGUACAUGCAAAAGAGUUUUCAUCCCUCCUGGAAUGAUCUGAAUGCAUUAGAUAGAGAGCUGAAGAUGGAAACUCAUAGGAAGAAAAACAAUUACAUCCAAUAACAUCAAGGCUGCAAGCACCUUUGUGAUUUACAUGGCCCUAAAAGCUAUUUAGGUGCAUAUUGUGACAGAAUGUUAAGUGUGAUUAGGGACAGUAUGUUAAACAUUUGGCCAGUUGUAAUCAGUUGGAGAGCUGUGAGGAUGAGCUGUGGUUGGGGGGUUAUCUGCGCCUGUAGCGCUGCAGGAGGUGCCAAAAGCAACAAGGACCACUAGCCAGUCGGAGUAUUUGGCACCUCCACAGCUGCUGUUGCUCACAUGCUUCCACCCUCUCGUCUCACCAAAGGGCCAAUACCAAGCAAAGGAUAAUCUUGUUUUAUCUGCCUUUCAGACAGCCCAAAUGGCCCAGAUUAAACCCACUACAUGACCCCCACGGCCGGGGCACUGACAUGUAUACCCCCACUUUACUGGAGCACCUAAGGUUAAAGUGAGAUGAGGAAACUGAUAAGGGGAAGAGCUUGGAUCAGCUACAGGCCUCAGCAAAAACUCCCUGCCCAUCUUAAUUUAAUAAACUCAGAAGGAGGAAUACAAGUCUAUCUCUCUUCAAGGUUGAAUUGUUCCCCCCCCCCAAAAAAAAAAAAAAAAACUCAAUUUAGCGACUUAGCAACUGGUCUUGGAAUAACUAUGCUAAGACACAUCCAUCAUAUAAAAAAUACUUAUUUCUUCUUAAAACACCAUUAGUGAUGUAAUAAGAGGAACAGAUAAUUAUUAUUGCUGAAGACUUGUGCUUCAUUUGCAUACUGGUUGACAAAAAAAAAGAAAUGGCAUGAAAAUGUGGAAAUCUGUCAACGACAUCUUUUUUUUUGCCGUCAGAAUGACUGACAGAGUGCCCCCGUACUCCCCCCACACAGUGUGUGACACUUUAAAUUAGGUCACAGAGCAAACAUGAACUCAAUAAAUUGUUCCAUCUAUUAAAACUGCACUGGCAGAAUCAAGUGUUUUUGAAUGGGGUCAUCAUGGUCCCAAUACUGUUGUCUUUUUUCUCCAAACACAACAACUCCAACAAAAUACAAAGAAACGGGUUCAAAGUAGCCAACUGAUUGAUUUAGUCAUGAAAAGAUAACAGAAUAAAACACCUUUUAACAAAGUUCAGUAUACGUUUGUGGUGUGUGGGUGGCCCAGUCAGUGUGACUGAGGUAAAACAUACCACACAGCAGUGUAGGUGUAUGAUCAAUUUCGAGUGCUUUUUGUGUUUUUGUAAAAGUCAGUAUGAAGCUGUAAAAGGAUUGUGCUGUGAUGUUUGUAUCGGAGAGUAAAAACCUUUCAUUAAUGCAGAUCCACUGACCUAAGAGGAGUGGAGCUCUUAAAUAUUUAAAUAAUGCUGCAUGCAGGAUGUGUAAAAGCAUGCGACCCCAGAGUUAGCAUGUCCCAGCUGCCACAUAGGGAGAGGGUGUAACAUGUAACACAUUAGCAUCUGUUGUCAUCCUGAGACCAGAACAAUUUGGGGUUUUUUGUUCUCGGUCCAGUUUUAGUUUGAGGCACAAUUAUCUGUAUUUAGAGGCGCCUGUAGCUCAGUCUGUGGGGACUUGGCUUUGGAACCACAGAUACCAAAGAAUAGCUGGAAGUUGAACAGGCGCCAAUUGUUUUUUUUAUUUUUAUUUCACUAGCACUGCUGGAUGCCUUCGAGCAAGGCACUUAACCCUAUAUGUGGACAGUCAAUGUACAGCCUCCUCACUUGGACAUCUCCAUUAGUUUAUGUCCAUAGGGUCCUUGUUUCUGAACUGAUCCCAUCCCACAUAUCAUAUCAUAGAUCAUUUUUGAAGUCACCUCUGCUUGUUGAUAAUGUGGCAAAAACAAAGGCUGAAUGUACAGUGCCCAACAUAAGUACGUACAUCCACUAUUAAAAGUAAAGUAUUAAUCAAUAUCUAGAUGAGCAAAAGUACAAUUUCCAAAGUUUUGACAAAGCUGAGUUUAUCAUCACAUUUUAUUUACUAUAAGAUGAAAAUAAGGGUGAUAUGGUAACUAAAAUUUGAACUUUGAUCGGGUGUACUCAUUUUUGCAUCCUGAUUUUAAAUUGAAAAAUAUAUAUACUUUUUUGUAUGCAACUUUAAAUUCUUGUUUGCAAUUAAUGGCCUACAUUUGGGGGAGUACUUGGUUGUAUAGUCUGACAUAGAAAAUGUUGAUUUUGAAAGGAAACUAAAGGUUUUUUGGGGUGUACUCAUUUAUGCUGAGCACUGUAUGUGUAUUUGCAGCCUCUUUGUGUAUGUGUGUGUUGAAUGUUCAGCAUCUAUAAGGAUACACAAGCAGUGUCUCCCUCUUCUUUCUUCUUAUUUCGUCAAUAUGCAUGUUGAAUCUUUUGAAUCAGUGCUUUAGUUUGUGCAUAGAGUAUAAUGAGGCAGAUGAUCAAGUUUCUAAAAGGACUCCAACUAACCAAAAUCACAAAUUUAACACUAUUUCUGACACUUUAUUUGGCAAUCACUAUCUAAAAACCAUUCCGGAUGUUAAAAAAUACAGAUGGUGAGACAACAACAGAUUGUAAAAUCCUAUCAACAUUCAAGAAAUAGCAUUUUUAUGAAAAUAUUUUCAGCCUUUUACCAUAACUGCAAAUAUUUUACUGGCAAAUUUUAGACUAACCAAAACAGUGCCUUUAACAAUUUUCUGUAUCCCUUCAGCAAAUAUAUCUUUUGAAUAAAGCAUAGCUCACAAUAGAUGAACUCAGACCAGUGACACUUGGGGCUUUAACUCUGAUUUUCCCAUUUUACUUGGUUUUAACUGCAUCUUAAAGCUAUUAUUGUGUUAUAAAAUCUCCACACUGAGACAAAAUCUGACUAAAAAAUGAUAUAAAGUAACAAAUCCACAUUUCUGACAUCUUUUUAGCAUUUUACCUUAACUCCGUACAUUUUACUGACAGCUGGGGACCUGGAAACUUUGAGUGAGAAAAAAAAAGGGAGGGGUGAGGAGGGGGUUUCCAGCACUUGGUGUCAUGCAAGGUGUUAUCCAAAAGGUAGGCCUUUGACACAUUUGUUCCCUGAGGCAUAUGUCAGGAUUACUGCUCCCCGUGUCACCAAAUGCUCCUCCUGCUUCCCUACCUGAUGGCCUGUGAGCUGUAGAAGACACAAUCAUUGAAAAGACUGAAAAAAAAAAACUGUCAGAGGCUUUGGAUCAGACUAAUUUCUGUCCACUAUUGUUCUUCCUGGGAUGUUUACCGCCAAGGCGAGAUUAACAAUAUUCUUACCAUUAAUUAAAAUCACCUCUGUGGGAGAAACAGAUGGCCAAAGCCAUUAAUCUGCUGUAAUGCUCUUACUGUCACCACACACGUCUUAAUCAAGCCGUGAUCUGCAUUAAUCACCUGACUUAAGUGACAAACAAGUAUCACUCCUGUGUUAGCACGGCUUUGUUUGUGGUCGGACCUCUUCUGACCUUGUUACUGCAAAUCGAUAGGGGAAAAAAAGGCCCACUUCAGACGUGAGUGGGUCAUAAUGUAUGUCAAGGAAGUUAACUCAAACACAACCUAGUAUCAAGCAAAAAAAAAAACUAUCAUUAGACCUUUGCUUUUAUUCUGAAAUGAUGUCAUGUACAGCUGCUCAGCUGUUGGCUUAAACCGGUUGCAACACAAAGUGGUAAGUGCGUGAGACAUUUGAUAAGAUUAAAGCGUAAUCCUCUUAGUGGCAAACAACUAAUUUGGCUAAUAAUUCUGCAUUACUUCCUGACUCCUCAUAGCCAUAAAACCCUGGAUUUUAACACUCAGCCAGCAUGGGACUGUUGUGAUGGAGGCUUUGUGCGUCUGGUAAUGGCACAGAAGUAUCUUGCAUUUGAUCCCCCCCGUGGCUCGGUGUUCCUAAGUUCAGCGUGAGCUUGUUUUUAAUAAAGGUUGACAAUAGAGAUAAAGAGAAAGAGCAAAAUUAACCGAGUAAAGACCAGAUUAUGAGGGAAAAGAUGGAGCAUGUCAUGUGUGCGCUCGCUUCAUCAUCCACAUAUUCCUCUCUGAAGAUUUUGUGCCACAGAAAUGAUACAGUACCCUCACACCACCAAGAUUAAUAAUUGAAGUUAGCUUUUGUAUUUGCCUGCUUUAACACACACAGCUAGAAACAACACUCGCUUAAAUGAUUUGUUGUGUGGCGGGAAGGGAAACCACUUGUUGGUUUUGUGCCUCGUGGAUAUGAGAACAAACUCAUCUGUGCCUACUGUAAUGUGAUUCGACUGAGGCACGUUCCAAAUUCAAUAUGUAAAUACUGCAGCUUUCAAAAGCAUACAUUAUAAAUUGGCCCACUACUCUGGAAAAUGUUCUAACAGUUUGUUUUGCAGUCGGCGUGUCUGGUAUUAGAACCAAGAAUAGAAACAUUAUGUGAAAAUUGAAUUCUACAAAUACUGAAAUGGAGCUGCCGCAUGGACCUGAAUCUAAGUGUUGUUUUCUUAUUAAGCGUGUGUGUUAGGCUGGGAUUGGUCCUAAAAACAGAACAAGCAAGGAGCCAGAGGGUGAUUCAUCAUAAGUGUGCUUGAUACCAGAAGACCUUGGGCCUAAGAUUUAUGACCUACUUUUGAGUCAUAUCACCAAAUCUGGGACAUACAUAAGGUCGUGGAUGCUCUGGUAUUACAAGAAAAAAAAAAAAAAAGGUUUUCACACGUCAUUGUAUUUGUUGCACAUAGCAGUUUUACGUGAGCUUAACAGGUCUCCCAAGAGGAGUAUUAAAAACCCUGUUCCCUGUGGACCAACCAAACUGCAACUCCUCCAUAAAAUCCCAUUAGGUCCAGGCCAAUUUUUACAGUUGAGCUGUAAAUGUUUAAAAAUAAUGUUUUGGGCAUGUAGCUCAUUCGUUUAUUAGUUCACACUGCAUGGAGAUGGAAAUUUCUCUUGACUCUUGCAUUUUGAUUCUGUCAAGGCUAAAAGUCAGGCAUACAUUUGUGCAGCUUUGUUGACUGGAAGGUGGGCGGGUUGUUCUUUGCUUGUGUUUACUUUUAUUGCGAGUUGUUAAGCUAAAUCAAAAUCUCUAUCUAACAUGAUGGCUGACAUCAUUAGGCAAAAUGUCAAACCUUUUUCCCAAGAAACCGAUGAUUGAUAUCACACAGCCCAUGUUUCAUACAGAGUACCGACCCAGUGUGCACGAAAAGAAGUUUAACAUGAUUGUAAAGAGAAGCUUUUAUGAUCUGAAGAUGCUGAAUAAACCAUCAUGCGCAGAUUUCUCCAGGGAAUCUGCUCUCGCCACAUGAUUUGUAUCAGCAAUUUUCAAGUACCAGAUAAUAUGUGGCUCAAAUGGCUGUAUGACUGAGCAUCACAGCCACGAAACAAACAAACAAAAAAAGCUUAGGAGAACAGAGUAGGAAUCAACCUCUCAACUGCCUGUGUUUGUGUUUAACACUCAUCACUUUAAGCUCUCUUCCAUUUCCCCCUCCCUCCAGGUAUCAGCCGGCUACAUCAGCACGCAGGUAGUCAGAGCUGCACUUAAGCCCUAUGCACCUGCACAUGCGCAGUCUGCUGCUGCUGCUGCUGCUCUGCUCCCUUCUCCUGAGGGAGGUAUUUAGAUCGUCUCUCUUCAUGAUGUUUUAGAACCUUCUUGUUAACAUAACACACCCAAUAAAUCUCUGUUUAUGAUUUUUGUAUGCAAAAUAAAAUGUGAUGGAACUGCAACCCUGCAUAGACCUGAUUCUACGUUUAGCUGCUGAAUGACUGUGGUAAUGCCUCCUGGCAUGCUGAUGUUGGUUGAAAACUGAUUUAAAAAAGGUGUUAGACAUUCAGUAGGCUACUUCUGGUUAGUGGAAGUAUUUAUUAUGUGUUGAGACAUUUUCUCCACAUGUGAUCAGAUGUCUUUUUGCACAUGUGACAUCCAGGUUUAAAGAGAUGAGAGAUAGAUGUGGUAAAGGAGGACCAGGUAUGUCAUGGUGAGUUAUCCAACUGCAAUUUGUUCAACUUUUUUUUUUAUCUCAAGGGGUUAAACAACAAGCUGUUGCUCCCCUGUAAGUAAGUUGCUCCUCAAAUGUCAAGCAUCUCAGGGUCUUGUUGUUGAACAAGGGAAUUGAAAAGUUUCGGAGUAGCAGGCUAUUGCAACUGCAGGCCUUGUAGAGGUUAAAAGUGUAAAAUAAGGGGCUAAUCUUUUAGCAAAGUCGCAGUGCAUCACUUGGUCCACUCUCCAACUCUCACCUCUGCUCUGGCGCUUUGAAUGGUGAGUGAAAGAAUGAGAUCGCAGCUACAAGGGGCCAUAAAGUGACUUGGUUCAGUCGGUGAUCUCUCUAUAGAUGCAUAGAGAUAGCUGCUCCCUCACAUCAAAAGGGGCCAGUCGAGGCUGUUUGGGCAUCUGAUCAGGAUGCCUUCAGGCGUCUUUCCUUUGAAGGUUUUCUGGGUAUGUUCAACUUUUUAAGAGGCCCUGGGGUAGACCCAGUACAUGCUGGAGAGAUAAUAUAUCUCAUCUGGCCUGGGAACACCUCAGGAUCCCUCAAGAAGAGUUGAAGACUGCUGCUUUGGAGAAGGACAUCUGGACUUCCUUCCUUACUCUGUUGAGGCUGCAUAAAAGAUCAGUUCUCAGCAAAAGGCAGCUAGAUAGGUGAACAUUUAAUAUAUUAAGCUAAAAAACAUGGUGCUGUGUGCUCUCUUCCUGACACAGUAUCUCCAGCACCUCUUGUUUGUGUGUCUGCUCAUUGUGUGAUUUUUAACACCUCCCUAUAUGUGCCCACUUGGGGGCUCAGACAGAUUUACCUCAAACUUUUGUGACGUGUCGAGAGCCCUUUGAAGCCACCGAGACGCCUUUUAAUCAGCAGAAGCUAAUCACCCAUAUGGUUGACAAAGGUCUGCUUGACUCAUGCUCUUUUGUUAUCACUAUGGGAGCUGCUGCUGGUGUGUGUCUGUGUUUGUGUGUCUGAAGUAGGAGGGGGAAUCGCUCAAUGUAGUUUAUUCUCCUGACUCCUCUAUUCUUCUCACUUCAGAGGCUCUCAUUUUGGAACUAUUGUUUCAAAAAAGGGUGAAUUAAGUGCAUUUGAUUGUUUAUUACAAUGUGGAUGAUCUUGAUUAUGCAGGGCGUAUUUUCCUCACACACCAAGCAGCAAUAAUAUUCUUUGUGUAAUUAACAUUGUGGGUGUCCGAAACACAACAUUAAUCAAAUGACACUUGUCUGGCUUUGUGGUUUUUCUUCUCCGCCUUACAUUGAAAUUCCUCCUCUGCGAUUUGAACAGAUGAGACGUCCGCUGCCACACAGCAGACAGAGGGAUUUCUGUGGCUCCUUUAUUAUGCAGAUUAUUUAUUGGCAAUGUUUACAUAGACAGAUGUGAUUAAAGGAAGAAAAAGUGCUAAAAUGAUAAAUAUUUAUGGAUAAUAGUACAGGUUUUAUUACUCCUAAAUGUCAGGGUGAAGAAGACUGUGUGUUUAUAGGUGUAUAUGAAUAACAAUGGUAAUCAUCAGGCUUUGUAUUAGGUGCCUCCUUUUUGUGUUUUCUAUUGCUUCUACCUGAUGAAGGAAGGAAAUUAAGCACAUACAUUAAAUGGCAAUUUUAGUGAAUGGGCAUUAAGUGUGCUCAUUUUAUGCCACUUAGACUUAUAAAUAAAGUCCUUUUGCUUAUUUUCGAAACAUUAUCUGUCAUUCAAACACAUUAAAUUCAACUAUGUGAUUUUAAAAUGUCCAUUUCUCGCUCCACUCUGACCGGCUAUAGCAUUAAAAUUCUCUAAAGAAGUUACAGCAACAAAAGAAAAUUGCCAAAGUAUUCAUUCUGCCUCGCUUGUGCUUUAUUUUUAUACUCUAAGUACACUGCAGCUAUUUGCUGCUCUCAUUUUGACCUGUAAGAGCAAUUCUGAAUGCAUGACUUUUACAACGGAAUAUUUUUACAUCUUGAUGCUUCAACAGAAAGUUAAACAAAAAGAAAAAAAAAACGAUGUGUGGAGGACGCCUGCAGCAAAGCAGAAGAAUCGGAAACCACUGGUCCUUAUGAAAGUUUAUUUUUUUGUUAUAUUGGAGGGUUUGUUAACUUUUGUGGCAAUUACCUGCAAUUAUGCCAGCACUGACAUUUAGUUUGUUUCCCUCAUCUCCAGACUUUUUACAUAGUUCUUUUUAUUUGACUGAAAAUACCCAAUCAAUCAUUCCAGUUCUCAGCAGGUGGACUUAAACUUAUUUUGUUUACAUUCAGUCUCAUUAAAUUAGACCAAGUAAAUUAGUUGGUAAAUUAAUUACUCUGUGUGGAUUUAUUCUAACUAAGGCUGUUAUCAAGUAGAUUAAAGCUUCACAAUCAGUUUAUCUAACAAACCUUUUGCAUACACAAGAGGACAACAGUUUGCUGCAGAGCCAAAUGUUGCCCUGUUGGUGGACCACCAGCAGGCCUGCCAUUGGUCGAUGGGGGCAGCUUAUUUGCAUAGAGAGGGGCUUAAAGGCCCACUGCAAAGUGAGUUUGACACAGUUGUGACUGGACUUGUCAUUGCACGGGAGCUGGAUUGAUUGCUCCAUUUAUGACUUUGUGGCGCAGCACUUUUUAACCCCUCAACAUGGGACUCUCAUCAGGACUUACACUGUACACUGUGUUUGCUCUCUUUUGCACAGUUCAGUGCACAACUACAAGGUAUUUCACCUAUGAAGAGGAUGCACCGGGCACUGAGAUUGGAAAUUUGUCGCAAGAUUUAAAAAUCGAUCCAGCUGAUGAUCCUGACACGUCGUUCCGCUUCAUGCAAGAGAACAACUCCUCUUUGAUUCAAAUGAGGGAAACAGACGGACUUUUGAGUGUGGCAGAAAUCAUUGAUCGAGAGCAGCUUUGUCCCAGGUCUCCGCGAUGCUUCAUCACCUUCGACAUUGUGGCCUUCUCCAAAGAAAAGUUCCAGCUCAUCCACGUAGAGAUCGAGGUGAAAGACAUCAAUGAUCACGCUCCUCAUUUUGCGCACAAUCAGACCAACCUGGAGAUUUUGGAGAACGUCCCCCUGGGUUCAAGAUUCCCCCUGCAGAUUGCUCUGGACCAGGAUGUGGGUGAAAACUACAUCCAGAGCUACAAUAUUUCCCCCUGUAGCCACUUUUCCAUUGAGGUGCGUGAUCGGGAGGAUGGAGUGAAGUUCGCUGAGCUCGUGCUCGUGCGCGAGCUGGACAGGGAGGUGGAGGACUCCUACACGAUCGAAGUUACUGCAACUGACGGAGGAGUGCUUGCAAAGUCCGGGUCAAUGCUUGUUUACAUCAAAGUGCUGGACUUUAAUGACAACAGCCCCACGUUUGAGCACAGCUCUCUGAAAGUGGAGCUGAAUGAAGACUCCCCUGUGGGCCACCGGGUUCUCAGAGUGCACGCGUUUGACCCCGACGAUGGCGAGAACGGCGAGGUCAUUUACGCAUUUGAUGACGGCGUUUCAGCAGAGGUUGCACGUGUUUUCCACAUCGACCCUUACUCCGGGGAUGUGACUUUGAAAGCGCUGGUUGAUUUUGAGAAAAGGAGAUCAUACGAGCUGAGCAUCAAAGCCUCAGAUUUGGGCGCCAACCCCGUGCCAUCCAGCUGCAAAGUUGUGAUAGAUAUUGUUGAUGUGAACGACAACGCGCCUGAAAUCAGCAUUAAACCCAUGACCUCCAGCAGUGAUGGAGUCGCCUACAUCACAGAAGCUGCAGCUGCAGACAGUUUUGUGGCUCUCAUCAGCACUUCGGACAGAGACUCUGGCUCCAAUGGGUACGUGCGCAUCAGCCUGCUCGGGCACGAGCAUUUCACCCUCCAACAAGCAUAUGGAGACUCUUUUAUGAUCAUUACCAGCACCACUUUAGACAGAGAGAAGAUCCCUGAGUAUAACCUGACUGUGGUGGCAGAAGAUGUUGGAAGCCCGCCCUUCAAAACUGUCAGACAGUACACCAUCAGGGUAACAGACGAGAAUGACAACCCCCCUCUCUUCAGUAAGUCUCUUUAUGAAGUGUCAGUCCUGGAGAAUAAUAUCCCAGGUUCAUACGUAACUACUGUUGUUGCUCGAGAUCCUGACAUGGGGAAAAACGCUAAAGUUUCCUACAAACUCAUAGACUCAGAGGUGCAAGGUGGAGCCAUGUUGUCCACUUAUGUCUCAGUGGACUCUCUGUCUGGGUCUCUGUACACUUUGAGGUCUUUCGAUUAUGAGACUCUGCAGCAGAUCGAGUUGGUGAUCCUCGCUGAGGACAGAGGUUCCCCUUCUCUUUCCAGCACCUCAGCAAUCAGGAUCAAAGUGGUGGAUCUCAAUGACAACUUCCCAUACUUCACAUUCCCAGUUCUUGUGAACGACUCUGCUGAUAUCCCUCUUCCUUUUAACGCACCUGCCGGCUUCCUGGCCCUGAAAGUCUUAGCUGAAGACGAAGACGAGGGAGUGAAUGGCGAACUCUCAUUCCAAAUUGUCCAAGGUGACCCGAAGCUUUUCACAAUGAACAAAGACACGGGAGAAAUUGCUCUAAAACAAUGGCUGACAGCUGAAAUUGGAGACGUGCUGGAAAUAAAAAUCGCAGUGAGUGACAAUGCCAGGUCCCCGCUUUCCAGCAGCGCCACAAUUCGCUUUGUCGUCUCAGACACAGAGCCCUCUGAAGACCAAGUCGUCAUUGUGCUAAGGUCAAGCGAUGAAGAGGGCCCCAGCUUGGAUGGCUCGCUAAUUGUUAUUAUUAUGCUCAGCGGGGGGUGUGCAUUGUUGCUGAUUGCCAUAGUGGUUGUUGUUGUCACAUGCAAACUCAGCAGAGGGGGAAGAAACCAGGGCUCCAAGAGAGAAGUGUGUCACAGCUUGUUUGACAGAAGGCCCUUACCCAUGCUGGGCCUUGAACCCAACAUUUACACCGGCCAGAGAGCCUUCUUCCAUGAGAGGACCUCUUCUUCUUUGGAUGAAUCCUGCAUGUAUGAGGAGAGGAGUGGAGACUCGGAGACAAAGGUGAGGCAACUACACAAGUAUUAUUUUCAUCUUUUUUAUUUCAUAUGCAUACCAUGUUUUCCCGAGAGCUGGCUUGAUCUUUGUGCCAGAAAUGGAAACUAAGCUCUCUUGCUGUCAUUUUGUUUGUUCUCUUUAGAUGUUCCUGCCCUCCAAGCAUUUCCAGGCGGCAUCUGUGUGGCAAGGUGACAAAUACUGCUUACAAGUGAGGUAAGACAACUAAAUAGAAUUCAUUUCCUUAGAUAGGAUGUGCUUUAUUCACAGUCAAAUCUUGCUCAAAAACACACAGCUUGUACUUAACAUGCACCCCGCAUACAUUUUGUCGCUUGUGGCAUUCCAGUGGAAUGAGGUUAGAUGGGGAGGAUAGAGGCAGGCCUUGUAUGUGGGGGGAAAAAAGACAUCAAUAAUCAAGCUAAUGUGGUGCACUGGUGGCUCAUACUGUAUCUGUUGAUUGUAUUUGCAGCGGCAUUGGCAACACGGACCAGCUGAGCGUGAAGGACAGCGGCAAAGGGGACAGUGACUUUAAUGACAGCGACUCUGACAUCAGUGGAGAUGGAGGCAGGAAGAACUUCAGCACCUUCCAGCCAAGGCUAAAAAGUGAGUUUUAUUCUCAAAGUUUGACAUCUAAAUUAAUCAUAAAUAUUUACCAGAAUGACAUAAAUGAUAAAUGAUGUUAAAGCAAUACCUGCAUCAGCAAUUUCUCAUCCUUAUUUUUCCAAUCUCCUUCGCUUUUACUUCAGGUUUAUCCAGCGCGUCUAAUAGCUUGUCUGGGGAUUGCCAAGGCACCUACUGUGCAGUACAACCGCAGAGCUUCAGAGCCCCACGAGACAAUGCAUACACAAUUGGUUUCUCCCCAGUGCCAGUCUUCAACAAUCCUCAUGGCUAUCCCCUCUCUUGGAAGGACUCCGGCUAUGGCACAAAUCGCCCAAAAUCGAGGAGCAGCAUGCAGAGCUUCUCCAGGACGGGGACUCUUCCUUCGUACUUCCCUUCUCAGCUGCACCAUGAGCAGUGUGAGGUGGCUGUCGGAGGACCUGAAGUCCAGAGGGAGAGUCCGAGCUUUGUUACAGUUGCUACAGCAUUAGAGGUGGCGACUAUCUUUUAAAAAAACUGUGUAUACGCCAAAUUAGAGCAGCUGAAGAUGUAAAAAUUGUAAAACUGAGUAUGUG